This is a messenger RNA of Funneliformis caledonium, 798 nucleotides long. The record is from the annotation of a GenBank genome assembly. Lineage: Eukaryota; Fungi; Glomeromycota; Glomeromycetes; Glomerales; Glomeraceae.
GAAAUUAAAAGUGUUAGCAGUAUCGACUCAAUUAUAAACAGCAAUUACAGUGAUAUCUCAGAAAAUAUAGAAAGGGAUCAAAAUGAUACUAUUAUAGCACCUUUUCAGGAAAGCAAUGAAAGUUCCUCAGGGAUGACACUACCAUUAGUAAUGUAUGGACCACUAUCAGGAACUACCACAUCUCAACUACCAUCUAAUAUACCAUUGUAUGUACAACUACGACAACUAUAUCUAAGAGAUAGGAGGCAAUAUGACAAAGAAGAAAAUGAUACAUAUGCCUCUGAUUAUGAACAAAAUAUUCUAUUUGAAUAUGUUAAUGACGAUGAUAAAACAUUACAGGGAAUAUCUUUCUUUAAUAAUGCAAAUGAACUAGAGAGAGGAAGAACCCCAAGUAGAAUACCUCGAAGAGUUACAUUUAAUACAACCUCAAUAUUAUCCAGUAAUCACUCGUCAAGGCCAUCAAAUUUAAGGGUAACAACUCCAUCAGUAGGAAAUACAAAUAGUGGAUCAUCAUUAGGAAAUCCCUACAAUUUUUCCCAAGCAACUCAAUAUAGUCCCGUUGGCUUUGAAAGUAACUCAAGUAAUAGAGGAAAUAAUACAAUAGGACAUCAAAAUGUAACUACCAAAGGAACCCCACAGUCAACAACAUCAGUACCUAGCAGUCAACCAUCAAAUAAUAUAAACACCUCUCAGCCAAUACUUACACCUCAACUAGCUAUAGUACCAGUAGGAGGAAACAAUAACAAUGCCUACCUCCAAGUCAUACAAGGGCUAACAGGAUGGCUUCAAGGACAAUAA